Ilyonectria robusta is the source of this 708-nucleotide messenger RNA. RefSeq lists its product as uncharacterized. The transcript has a single exon. Bases 6 to 245 code for a protein of 79 amino acids. The record is from RefSeq and is a predicted model, not a curated record. NCBI's taxonomy places the organism in Eukaryota, Fungi, Ascomycota, Sordariomycetes, Hypocreales, Nectriaceae.
CUUGAAUGACGUCUAGCAGUUCUAUGUGUGGCCCGGUACUCCGUACAUUACUUUGGAUCAGGACUUUAUGCUUCCCACUGUACGUAAGUGCUCAUCACCUUUCACACACUCUGCUUCACAACCCCUCGAUCUUUUUUGCCCCCCCUUCCCCAUCCUUCACGAUCCAAUCCCCAAGCUUCCCUCCAGCUUCCCCCCGUUCUCCACCACUCAUCUCUCCCCAAGCUGCACAUCUUCGCCAAACUUAGCCCGCGAUGCCCGCCGCCGGCAAACACGCAUGCAUUAAACCUGCUGCGCGAGAGAGCGCCACACGCAGCCAAGUGCUCACGCCAUGGACAUGGUUUCGCUUCGAAAGCCUGUCACAGUCCGUAUGCGUCCCCCCUCUUCAGUUCAGGACCCCAGAGAGUUGUGUCAUCAUGCAUUCCCUCACUUCGGCCCGAGUCACGUGACUACUCAAUACCCAGAAUCAACGACACCUCGGCCAAUGAGACUCUGUACACCAGUUGAGCAUUACUCGUCGCGCAAUUUCUAUAUAUUGUUGCUUAAACCUCCAUUAUCUUGGUACGCUCGUAAUACUCUCCAUAAUCUAGGUUUCCCUCUUCAUCCCAUCAUUCCUACCACUGGAGAAGAUGGAACAUCAAAGGGAAAGGCAGUGCUAUCAGAGGAAGAUCCUGUGCGAAUGGAAAUCCUCAUCCCGUCUGUAGUCUCAAG